UGAAAUAAAAAAAAAAACUGCAGUCUGCAAAAGCCAAAAACCAUAACAAACUAAAUAGUAAAUAAUUAUCAAACUAUAUUAACUGUAUAAUAACAAUAAAUUCAAUAUUUGUUAAUUGUUAUAAAUUUUUUGAUGUGUGGAUUUUCAAGUAAGUCUUAUGACUUUAAGACGCUAAGAAGAAAACCAUAUCUUCGAAAAAAUGGAUUUGGCAAAUUUUUGUCGCUUGUGCGGUAAAGAAGAAGACCUUUUGAAAGAUCUCAACGAUGAAAAUAAUAUUGGUAUACUAAAAAUGGUGAAAGACCUCAUACAAAUAACAGUGACUGAAAAUGAUGAACUUCCUACAAAAGUAUGCAUACAUUGUGAAGAAAAGUUAGUCUCCUUCCAGCUGUUUAUUUUAGAAUGUAACAAAGUUCAAGAAACAUUUCAGAGUAUGUGUUUGACAAAUAUUGGAGUAAUAAAAGAAGAAAGUCCUUCUGCGAGGAAACCUCCUCAUAAUAUUAAGGCAGAGGUAAAAGAUGAAUCUGUUGCUGCAAAUGAAAUAGAAACAUUUCAGACGGAUGAUUUAAUAGUUGAAGCGAGUUUCUAUGAUGCUGAUGAUGAUGGUGGAUUUAAUACGGACUGUGAAAGUGAUAUUAUCUCACUAUCAACAUUGAAACAAAGUGAAACAAAGUCAAAUCAAAGGGAAAAUAAAAAUAAUGGAAAGAUUAAUAUGUAUAAAUGCAAGAAUAAUACUUCUCUAAAUAUUAAUGAUUAUGUUAAGAUGUCCUGUGAAGAAUGCUCCAAAACAUUUAAGAACUGGCAAACAUUUUGCUAUCAUGCUAAAAAUAAACAUACCCAGAAAGCGGUGGCAUAUUGUUUUUGUGGGUAUGCUGUGACAUCUAAGACCUUGCUCUUUGAACAUUUAGCAGAACACCAAAUAAAAUUAGACUUGAAAAAUGAAACAAGACUGGAAAAGACAAAAUCUAAAAUAAGGACUAGCGAUUUAAUAAAAUUCGUUUGCGAUUUUUGUAAUAGGAAACAUAGUAGCUGGUACUCUUUGGAGCGACAUUGUCAGUACAAACACAACAGCAAACCCUCAGUGUACUGUGCAUGUGGAGUACACAUCAACUCAAAAACUACUAUGUACAGCCAUGUGGACAGUCACAGGAAACCUGACUGUAUACGCUGUGACAAAUGUCCAAAGAUCGCAAAAACAGUAGAAGAAAUGGAGAAGCAUAAAAUGAGACAUAUACCAAAGAGAGAUAGAGUAUUUAAAUGUCCGAUGUGUGAAAAGCAGUUCAGGUCAAAGGAUUUGUUAAAGUCACAUGAAAAGUCUCACAUUCCAAUAGAGCAAAGAAAAAUUUAUAAUUGUGAAGUUUGCAAUCUUAAGUUCACAACUCAGUCGUCUCUGAUGUCCCACAAGCGUAUCGUGCACGAGAAGAUCAAGAGCUUCGUGUGCGACAAGUGCGGCUACUCGUGCGGCACGAACGGAGAGCUGCGACAGCACCGCGCGAUACACAGCGACGAUAAGCCAUUCACCUGUCGCAAGUGUUCCAAGGCUUUCAAGACGUAUUCUAAUCUAAAGACGCAUUUGGACACACACGAGGACACGUCCUACAUCUGUUACGUGUGUAACCGCGUGUUGAACAGCAGGCGGACUCUACGUAAACAUCUCACAGUACAUGAUAAUAGUUGUAUGUAUGUGUGCAACUACUGUAACAAGUCAUUCAAAAGAAAACAGACUCUCAAGGUACACGUACUGAUGCACACCGGCGACAAGCCACUGUCAUGCAAGUGGUGUGACGAGAGGUUUGCAUACGCGUCCACCUUGCGAUCGCACCGCCUGCGGGCGCAUCCGGACAAGUGCGCCGCACAAUACAACAACGCGACCUAUUCGACGGAAAAUAUACAACAAGAGUACCUUAAGAACGAGGCAAGUCAUGUCAACGCACUUAAGGGUGAUUUGGAAAUGCAGGCCUAGAUAUAUUGAAAGCUUUAUUUAUAUAAGUGGUAGAAUUUUAAAAAUGUAUAAUUGCAUCAUGUAUUUAUAUCCAAUGGUUUAAUUACUCUUAGGUGACAAAAUAUCGACCCACACAUUGAAAAGCACUGAAUUAUUUAUAUUUUAAUAAAGUUUUGCGUUAUUAUCAUGUUUAAUCUAUUUUAUUCUAGCAAAGAUGGGUUAACUUACAUAGCGUAUUUUAUCAUAUUGAUUAUGUAUAAUAAAUAACUGUAUUAAAUAUGUAUAUAAAUAAUA
This is a messenger RNA of Leptidea sinapis, 2233 nucleotides long. RefSeq names its product gastrula zinc finger protein XlCGF26.1-like. Gene Ontology annotation, biological process: regulation of transcription by RNA polymerase II. The record is from RefSeq and is a predicted model, not a curated record. NCBI's taxonomy places the organism in Eukaryota, Metazoa, Arthropoda, Insecta, Lepidoptera, Pieridae. Gene Ontology annotation, molecular function: DNA-binding transcription factor activity, RNA polymerase II-specific; RNA polymerase II transcription regulatory region sequence-specific DNA binding; zinc ion binding. The coding region runs from base 200 to 1960 and encodes 586 amino acids. Gene Ontology annotation, cellular component: nucleus. The transcript is spliced from 11 exons.